AUGGAGUAUGAGUACAUGCUGAUGAGGAACGAGAAGGAAACCCAAAACCGCUGCUGCGGAGGUCGUGUUUGGUGUGUACAGGAUAUUUGCGGUAUCAUUUGUGCCGUCCUAACGUGGAGUUUAAUAUUGUACGCAGAGUUUGUAGUUACAAUGGUGAUCCUGCUACCGCAUCCUUAUAAGGCAUAUCGGUACAUUAACUUUAUUAUUUUUAAUACGGGCUCGUUCCUGGCGUUUGCAUCACACCUUCGAACAAUGCUGUCCGAUCCGGGUGCUGUACCUAAAGGGAAUGCAACCAAGGAAAUGAUCCAGCAGCUUGGCUAUCAAGAGGGACAGGUAUUUUUCAAGUGUCCCAAAUGCUGCAGUAUUAAGCCGGAACGUGCGCAUCACUGUUCCGUAUGCCAACGGUGCAUACGCAAGAUGGACCACCACUGUCCGUGGAUAAACAACUGCGUCGGGGAGAACAAUCAAAAGUUUUUUGUACUUUUUACGUUUUAUAUCGCAUUCAUUUCCAUCCAUUCGAUAUUCCUGGCUGUAAAUCAGUUCUGUCUGUGCAUUAAAAACGAGUGGAGAGAGUGCUCGAACUAUUCGCCUCCGGCCACGGUGAUACUGCUGCUCUUCCUUAUACUGGAAGCGCUACUGUUUGCCGUCUUUACGAUGAUCAUGCUCGGCACCCAGCUGAACGCAAUAUGGACCGAUGAAACGGGCAUAGAACAGCUGAAGAAGGAGGAAGCCCGGUGGGUGAAGAAGUCGCGUUGGAAAAGCUUUCAGGCAGUGUUUGGUCAUUUCUCGCUAGCCUGGUUUUCACCUUUUACGCAACCGCUUAGAGCAAAGCACGAAAAUUAUUUAUAUUCAGUCUAAUAAAAACAAAACACACGAAAACAAGAAUUAAUCUUAACAAAACGCGUAUUGUUUCACA
This is a messenger RNA of Anopheles marshallii, 916 nucleotides long. Its product is annotated as palmitoyltransferase ZDHHC3. Gene Ontology annotation, molecular function: protein-cysteine S-palmitoyltransferase activity. The coding region runs from base 1 to 858 and encodes 285 amino acids. NCBI's taxonomy places the organism in Eukaryota, Metazoa, Arthropoda, Insecta, Diptera, Culicidae. The transcript is spliced from 6 exons. Gene Ontology annotation, biological process: peptidyl-L-cysteine S-palmitoylation; protein targeting to membrane. The record is from RefSeq and is a predicted model, not a curated record. Gene Ontology annotation, cellular component: endoplasmic reticulum; Golgi apparatus.